Bactrocera latifrons is the source of this 2346-nucleotide messenger RNA. RefSeq names its product putative inorganic phosphate cotransporter. Gene Ontology annotation, molecular function: transmembrane transporter activity. Gene Ontology annotation, cellular component: plasma membrane. The record is from RefSeq and is a predicted model, not a curated record. Gene Ontology annotation, biological process: transmembrane transport; monoatomic anion transport. Lineage: Eukaryota; Metazoa; Arthropoda; Insecta; Diptera; Tephritidae. The transcript is spliced from 3 exons. Bases 113 to 1576 code for a protein of 487 amino acids.
UUGAUGCGUAGAGAAGAUUUUGUGCUCGCAACCAUCGCCGGUGUAAGUCGUUAAAUGCUUAUUACGCAGCAAAUUCAAAGACAAGAGCAGUAAGAUAGCUACGCGCGCAGAUAUGGUGACAACACGACGAUUUUCGCUUGAGCCUAAUGGCAAGUUCAAGGGUAAGACGAUAGGAUUUAGGCACUUGCAAUGUCUGCUCAUAUCCUUGGGCUUCAGUUUGCUUUUCGCAAUGCGUGUAAAUCUCUCUGUGGCCAUUGUGGCUAUGAUGGACAACAAGGGCUCGAAUCCAGACUUUACGGAAUACCAUUGGUCACAGCAAACGAAAUCACAUAUACUGAGCAGCUUUUUUUGCGGUUACAUUUUAGUGCAGAUACCGGCCGGUGGUUGGGCGCGUCGCUUCGGUGGACGUUUACUGCUGUUGCUCAGUGUCACGCUUAGCAGCAUUUUCGCGCUAAUCACACCGCUUAGUGUCAGUUUGGGCGGUUGGCAGCUGUUAUGUAUGCUACGCUUUUGUCAGGGUCUGUGUCAAGGCGUUACGCUGCCGACUAUAGCCACGCUGAUGUCCAAAUGGGCACCGAUUGAGGAGCGUAGUGCCUUACAAACUUACUGCUAUUCUGGCGCUCAAUUGGGCAUAGUUGUGAUGUUGGCCACCAGCGGUGUGCUUUGCUCCUCGUCCUGGGGUUGGCCAAGCACUUUCUACCUACCCGGUUUAUUGGGUUUAGCUUGGUCGUGCCUAUGGUUGGUGUUCGGUGCAAGCACACCACGCCAUUGCAAGCACAUAUCGGCGGGUGAGCGUGCCAUGAUCGAGGAAUCGUUAGGUCACGACACCARGAGCGCUGAAUUCGCUAAAACACAUGCUGUGCCGUGGAAGCAARUAUUCACGUCGAAACCAUUUUUGGUGCUGAUCUUCAAUCAUUGUACAAAUAAUUGGUGUUUCUGGACGUUGCUCACACAAAUACCGUCGUACAUUAACAGCGUACUCGGCAAGGAUAUCAAGAGUAAUGCUUUGCUCUCAUCACUGCCUUACAUCACUAUGUUGGCGUUGUCUAUGAUCUGCUGUCCGCUAGCGAGUUGGCUGGAAAAAUCGAAAUUGCUGAACGCAACCGUGAGUCGUAAGAUCUUCAAUACAAUUGGUCAAUGGAUACCGGUGGUCACGCUUGUAUCACUCGGCUAUCUGCAGCCAGAUCAAGGAGAUUUGGCAAUCAUUUUGUUAACCGUAACUGUUGCCAUCAAUACAAUUGGCCACUUCGGCUACGCGGUGAACCAUCUGGACUUGGCGCCCAACUUCGCGGGUACUCUUAUGGGCAUUGUCAACUGUUCGGCAAAUGUGAUGAGUAUCAUAGCGCCGCUGGUGGUGGGUUACAUCGUCACCGAUACGACAAACGUUUAUCAGUGGCGCAUAAUAUUCACAGUGGCUGGUGGCAUGAGUUUUUCGGGCAAUCUAAUGUUCCUAAUUUUCGGUACCGCCAAACAACAACCAUGGAAUAAUCCACCACAAAUAGUGCAGGAAGUAGAACCGCUCAAGAGUUUAGGCGUCGAUGCAAAGCAGUUGGAAAGUGAGCAAGAGAAGGUUUGAGCGACGUGUUUGAUAACGACUCAGUAUUGCCAUUAGUUUAUAUUUAAUAUUAAUUUUUUAGUAUAAUAUAUUGAUAAGUCUAGCUUAAGGACUAGGCAUACAAAUAUAAAGCUUUCGAAUAUAUUUCUGCAGAAUUCUAAUUAAAUCGAUAAAUAUGCCUAAAUCCAAACGCUAGAAGGAAGUUUUCUUCCGUUGGGAAUGACAUAAUUUUUACUUUCGAAAUCUGUAAGAAUUCUCACUCCAUCAAUCGGCAAAGUUGAAAUUCCAAGCAAAAAAAUAAAAAAUAUAGGGUAGUCGAUGAAAUUUUUCGUAUUUAUAAUAAAAACUUUGUAACUAUUGCUCUACAACCAGCGCCCUGAUCUAUAUUUCUAUSCUAGAAAAAAAAUUUCUAUAAACCAACAGCUAUUUUAGGAAACAGUAAGAAACAUUAGGAAAUGCUCCGACAAAGAUCUGCCACAGUUAAAAAUGCCGAUUACAGACACAGAAAGAAACGAUAAGAUAACCUUGCAAAACUCAUAAUUAURAGAGAGAACCCCGAAAAGUGUUGAAAGAGGUCGGCGCUUAAAAAUUUAAUUUUUAGUACAUACAACCAAUCAUAUAACUUGUGGGAUAUGAAAACUAAAGCAGUUUAUUUUUGAGAAAUCUCAAAAUAUUCCACACAGACUCAUGAAAGUAAGAGAUUAUGCUUUAAAGCAAAUAAUCAGAGACAUAAGAUUACGAGUAAUUUGAGAAACAGUUUAUUUUGAUAUUAAAUAUUCUAAAUAAUCAAA